AUGGCCUCAAACUACUCGCCCAAAUACUUUAAUAUCAAUUUCCCACAAGAAUAUGUCGCCCACGUCGAGAUCAACCGGCCGAACCAGCUAAAUGCGUUCUUCGAGGCCAUGUGGCUCGAACUCGGCCAACUCUUCGCCCAGCUCUCUACUGACCCCGCCGUUCGCGCAAUAGUCAUCUCCGGCGCUGGCACUAAAGCAUUCACAGCCGGCCUCGAUGUAAAAGCCGCGUCGCAGGGCCUCCUAUCAUCAGACUCCAAGGCCAGUGACCCCGCGCGCAAGGCUGUGCACCUCCGCCGCGAAGUCGGCUCGUUCCAAGAUUGCGUCUCAUCCAUUGAGAAAUGCGAGAAGCCCGUCAUCGUCGCCAUGCAUGGUUUCUCACUCGGUCUGGCGAUUGACCUCUCCUCUGCUGCGGAUGUGCGCUUCUGUGCGAAAGAUACGCGCUUCGCGGUUAAAGAAGUGGAUAUUGGGCUUGCGGCGGACGUGGGUACACUAAGCCGACUGCCCAAGAUCGUGGGUAACUAUGGCUGGGUAAAGGAUGUUGCGCUGUCAGCGAGGUUGUUCGGGGCAGAGGAGGCACUGAGCGUUGGCUUUGUUAGUCGUGUAUUUGAAACGAAGGAGGAGGCUGUUAAGGGGGCGAUUGAGCUUGCGGCUCUUAUUGCAAGUAAGAGCCCUGUGGCGGUGCAAGGGACGAAAGAGCUGUUGAAUUGGUCGAGGGAUCAUACGGUGCAGGAUGGUCUCCGAUACACAGCGGUAUGGAACAGUGCCGCGCUGCAGACCAGCGACGUCCAAUCGGCAUUACUGUCGGGUAUCCAAAAACGGAAGCCAACUUUUGAGAAACUGUAG
Molecule: messenger RNA, 843 nt
Organism: Aspergillus nidulans FGSC A4
Lineage: Eukaryota; Fungi; Ascomycota; Eurotiomycetes; Eurotiales; Aspergillaceae
Product: enoyl-CoA hydratase/isomerase family protein
Exons: 3
Coding region: 1-843 (280 amino acids)
Biological process (GO): fatty acid beta-oxidation
Cellular component (GO): cytoplasm; peroxisome
Molecular function (GO): delta(3,5)-delta(2,4)-dienoyl-CoA isomerase activity; isomerase activity
Source: RefSeq, a predicted model, not a curated record